ACGAAAAAAGCUUUAUUAUCAUCGGCCUCUCAGGGUACAGCAGGGAAACUUACAGAUUAUUUUUUCUCUCACUGCGCUCCCCCCCCCCCCCUGCUGGACUGUCAGGGUUUGAACUCUCCGCCUGAGCCGCCAACAUGCCAGCAGCACUUCAAGACACCAGUCAGAUCAUCUGCGAAGUCUGGGCGAGCAACGUGGAGGAGGAGAUGAAGAAGAUCCGGCAGAUCAUUCAGAGCUACAACUUUGUUGCUAUGGACACAGAGUUCCCCGGCGUGGUGGUGCGGCCGAUCGGCGAGUUUCGCAGCACGGUGGACUACCAGUACCAGCUGCUGCGGUGCAACGUGGACCUGCUGAAGAUCAUCCAGCUGGGCCUCACCUUCAUGAACGAGGACGGAGAUUAUCCUCCGGGCACGACGACGUGGCAGUUCAACUUCAAGUUCAACCUCACAGAAGACAUGUACUCGCAGGACUCCAUAGACCUGCUGCAGAACUCCGGCCUGCAGUUUAAGAAACACGAAGAGGAAGGAAUCGACACGCUUUACUUCGCCGAGCUCCUCAUGACCUCCGGCCUGGUGCUGUGUGAAAACGUCAAGUGGCUCUCCUUCCACAGUGGCUACGACUUCGGCUACCUGGUGAAGCUCCUGACGGACGCUCGACUUCCUGAAGAGGAGCACGACUUCUUCCAGAUCCUCAACCUGUUUUUUCCUGCCAUCUACGACGUCAAGUACCUGAUGAAGAGCUGUAAAAGCUUAAAGGGGGGGCUGCAGGAAGUUGCAGACCAGCUGGAGCUGAAGCGGAUCGGGCGCCAGCAUCAGGCCGGGUCGGACUCGCUGCUCACAGGGAUGGCUUUCUUCAGGAUGAAAGAGUUGUUUUUUGAAGACAACAUCGACGAUGCGAAAUACUGCGGCAGACUCUACGGCCUGGGCUCGGGCUCCAGCCAACCCCAGAACGGCAUCUCCAGUUCUGGACCAGAGGAGACCAACAACAAGCACUGACCGAGCGUUCCACUCCCCGCACACGGACUCGUUUUUAAACCCUCAACAGGUUUUUGCUCUCGGGUUCCUGAAUCCAUCUGAGCCUGUCAGCACUGAUGGACUUGAGAGAGCGGAGCCCUCAGUGGCUCGACCCGUUUCUUUUUUAACCCCAUUUUAAGACCAGACAGUCGGACCAGCUUUGUUUUUGUUGUUUUUUAAGGAUCUUUGCUUUUCCAGCAUCAGUUCCAGGAUGGAGGCAGCUCCUGCGUCAAACUGUGAUUUUAGACUCUUCAGUUCAGACUCUCCUCGUCGUCGUUUAUUUUUUAAUUUUUGC
Molecule: messenger RNA, 1305 nt
Organism: Nematolebias whitei (Rio pearlfish)
Lineage: Eukaryota; Metazoa; Chordata; Actinopteri; Cyprinodontiformes; Rivulidae
Gene: cnot8
Product: CCR4-NOT transcription complex, subunit 8
Exons: 7
Coding region: 135-992 (285 amino acids)
Cellular component (GO): CCR4-NOT core complex; P-body; CCR4-NOT complex
Molecular function (GO): poly(A)-specific ribonuclease activity; nucleic acid binding
Source: RefSeq, a predicted model, not a curated record